This is a messenger RNA of Trichophyton benhamiae CBS 112371, 285 nucleotides long. RefSeq lists its product as uncharacterized. NCBI's taxonomy places the organism in Eukaryota, Fungi, Ascomycota, Eurotiomycetes, Onygenales, Arthrodermataceae. Bases 1 to 285 code for a protein of 94 amino acids. The record is from RefSeq and is a predicted model, not a curated record. The transcript has a single exon.
AUGGCAGGCAAAGACGCCGCCGCGCUGCUUCGGAUAUAUGAAGCCGCCCACGCUCGAGAAACACACACGGCCGAGCGAGCUGCCGUGGCAAGGGAGGAAUACACAAGGGUACAAGCUCCUCCAGGACAGAAAAAAGCAGCAGAAGCGGUCGUUACAGGCGAGAAAGCUCGAGAAGCCGCAGAAGUUGAAGUUUUUCGACUUUUUGCAGUGACGAGAAAAGGCGAAGAAAGGCAGAAAGUCGUGGCUUCAAAGGAGAAGCGCGUGGCAGGAAGAAGCCGGAAGUAA